Molecule: messenger RNA, 447 nt
Organism: Dendronephthya gigantea
Lineage: Eukaryota; Metazoa; Cnidaria; Anthozoa; Malacalcyonacea; Nephtheidae
Product: trace amine-associated receptor 7b-like
Exons: 3
Coding region: 1-447 (148 amino acids)
Biological process (GO): G protein-coupled receptor signaling pathway
Cellular component (GO): membrane
Molecular function (GO): G protein-coupled receptor activity
Source: RefSeq, a predicted model, not a curated record
AUGUCUAUUCACCUCUGUCGCUUUAUGGUGUGGAUAGAUAUCUUUGCGUUAACAGCCUCCAUUUUUACCCUAACAUUCAUCAGUUUUGACCGAUAUCUCAAAAUCAGCAAACCACUUCAGUACAAAUCACGAAUCACAAGCUCCAUUGCGAUGAAAAUAAUUGGCAUCAUCGUUUUAAUUUCAACUGUCUCUGCCACUUACUCCGCCACCCCCGGUUCUGGGAUCGAAGGAAUUCUAGGGACUGGGCGACAGAAAAUGUUGCGGGAUGGCGAACUUGGCCAAGCAUCCAACAACCGCAACCAGCAAACUGCAACGCUACGACAAGAUAUGAAAGUAGUUCGGAUGUUGUUGGUUAUUGUUGGGGUAUUUGUACUUUGCUGGAGUCCUUGGUUCAUUUCGAUCUUUAUAUUCCAAAACUAUCCAAAUGGGGUCUCUGCAAUCCAAUAA